UAGCAGAGGGCCAAAGGGCUGGGACAGUAGCUUGCGUAGGCUGAAUACCAUGUUGGCUGCAAGGUAAGUAACUUGAACAUGAGCCGCAUUAGGUAACAACAGUACGAGUCAAGAGUUCCUUCAUCCCGCCAUCAUGCUUGGCCGACGACUGCUCCAAGGCAAACCGUCUUCUUCUCUCUCGACCAUUGCCAGGGCUCUGUCCCAGUCGAACUCGACCGCUGCUACCCCUGCUCCUCUUCCAACCUCCAACCCUCUCGCUGCCCAAGCACCCAACUAUCCAACGGUAUGGUCGCCCAACCAGCGGCCACGCCCGCUCGCACAGUCAAACCCUCGCUUCGAACAGACAGUCAUGGAGACACAGCCAACUCCCUUGAGUGCCAUGCAGCUCAUUGCCGACGAGCCUAUACGUCUCGUGGACGGCAGGAAGGCCGUCUGUGACGGAGGUGCGCCUCUCCAAUUUCUUCCGACGUGUUCCAUUCUUCUCACCGUGCUGCAAUCCGAUUCUUCUAGGUAACGGACCAUUGGGACAUCCGAAAAUAUAUAUCAAUUUGGUGAGUCACCGUGGCCGACUGUGAAAAUUGAGUAAACUGAACAAUGGACAUAGGACCAAUCCGGGCCUCGCUCGUGCGGGUUCGUAGCUUCUUGCACUGACAGCCCUUCGUUACUAAUUGUCUCCUUCAUUAUUCCCAUGUAUACAGAUACUGGUGAGUCCGCUGCAAUGAAUAUAUGAUGCAUCUGUCCUUAUACCCCGAAUAGCGGUCUGCGUUUCCAACAAAAUCACCACGCACAUUGAUAGGAUGUUGAGAAGGACUCUGCCGAGUAGAAUACGG
Molecule: messenger RNA, 830 nt
Organism: Guyanagaster necrorhizus
Lineage: Eukaryota; Fungi; Basidiomycota; Agaricomycetes; Agaricales; Physalacriaceae
Exons: 1
Coding region: 134-514 (126 amino acids)
Source: RefSeq, a predicted model, not a curated record